Messenger RNA from Osmerus eperlanus (European smelt), 1101 nucleotides. RefSeq names its product ubiquitin-fold modifier 1 (gene ufm1). Gene Ontology annotation, biological process: protein K69-linked ufmylation. The transcript is spliced from 6 exons. NCBI's taxonomy places the organism in Eukaryota, Metazoa, Chordata, Actinopteri, Osmeriformes, Osmeridae. Bases 129 to 404 code for a protein of 91 amino acids. The record is from RefSeq and is a predicted model, not a curated record. Gene Ontology annotation, cellular component: cytoplasm; nucleus.
UAAAAAAUAAAUACGCCCCCCAAAAAAGCAAAAGCCGAAUCUAACAAGUGACGUGUACAUUCGCAAGCUCCUUUUGACUUCCGGGUCCGUGUAAACAGUGUGCUAAGCAAAUCAAUUUCACAUGAAAGAUGUCUAAGGUUACGUUUAAAAUCACGUUGACGUCGGAUCCCCGGCUACCAUACAAAGUACUUAGUGUUCCAGAGAGCACACCGUUCACAGCAGUGUUGAAGUUUGCAGCAGAGGAAUUCAAAGUGCCAGCUGCAACCAGUGCCAUCAUCACAAACGAUGGGAUAGGGAUCAAUCCUGCACAGACGGCAGGAAAUGUCUUCUUGAAGCAUGGCUCUGAAUUGCGCAUCAUUCCAAGAGACAGAGUUGGAGGAAGAGGACUCUACCUUUCCCCUUGAAUAUCCUAGUGACUCACCAACCAGAAAAAAAUGUCAACGUUUACCUGGGAAACAAAUGUGUGUGUAUGUGUGUGCAUGUGUGUUAGUGUGUGUUUGAGACAUUGUCCCAUGCAGGCUUUUCAGCUGUGUCUGUAUUUACCAGGAGAUCACAGGGCCGUCCUCGACUAUGGAAACACACAAACACACACAUUGAUUUAGUUUCAAAUAAGUACCUGGACAGACUCAUGGAAGACAGGAGUACUUCAAGUUAACAGUUUUUUUUUAUUGCAUAUUUAAGUUGGAACAAAUUUAUAAACAAAUUAAUCUAACCGUGAAACAUUCAAUUGGACUUUUACAUAUUGUGCUUUGUACCUGUAACAGUCAUUAGUUGCCUGCGUAUCUUUAGUGCACAAUGAUCAGCUUUUGUUCAACUUUGAUGAAGGCUGUUUGUUUUCAUCAGAGCAGUUGAAAACAGCCGUCUGUGUUCCAGGAUUGGGUUAAUCUGUGUCUGUGAAACUGACCUAAUAUCAUUCUUUAUUUUCAACAAAACAGUUUUACUCAUUGCUGAGAGCGUUUUAUGUGCUGUCAUUUCAAGAUUUAUUUGAGGACAGAUAAGAAAACUAUGAAUUGAUUCUUACUAGAAAAUGGUCUGCUUGUUGUUGGUCUGCAAAUACUUUGGAUUUGAGGAUCAGAAACUAUGAAUAAAUGGUAAACACUG